Mus pahari (shrew mouse) is the source of this 2591-nucleotide messenger RNA. It is a transcript of the gene Nmbr, whose product is annotated as neuromedin B receptor. The record is from RefSeq and is a predicted model, not a curated record. The transcript is spliced from 3 exons. Gene Ontology annotation, biological process: bombesin receptor signaling pathway. Lineage: Eukaryota; Metazoa; Chordata; Mammalia; Rodentia; Muridae. Bases 483 to 1691 code for a protein of 402 amino acids. Gene Ontology annotation, cellular component: membrane. Gene Ontology annotation, molecular function: bombesin receptor activity.
AUGAAAACAGAUUCAGCCACCCUUCAGUUCUACGCAGUUGUACAACCGGAUCAGUGGAGAGAAGAGCAAAGCUGUGCGGAGAACACAAGACGGCCCGGAGUCAGUGGCAGCUUUUCAGCUGCUGUGCAGCAGCUCCUGGAUGACUUCCGUUCCUGGGGGGUGGGAGGUGGACCAGUUAGGCAGGUAUGGCUCUGGGUCCCACAGGGACUGACCUUUGUUCUCCCGCUUGCUAAUAGCGGAAACUAAGCCUUAAAGAUAGAAUAAACGCUCCGCUGCUUUGCUUUUUGUUUUGAGUUUAAAUCGCAAACCAGCGGCAGAGAAGGGAACCUCUCCUAGGGGGAAGCACUGGAGCGCAGCGCGCACAGACUUCUCUGCAGGACUGGCGCGGUGGCUUAGUCCCAGGAGCCACAAACUUGCCAGGAUCAAAGACAAAUGAACUAAACGCACGUCGUGCUCAUUGUACUUUCGAGACACGCGAGUGCAUGAAAACUCCUGCGAUUUCCCUGGGUAAAGAAACCAUGCCCCCCAGGUCUCUCCCCAACCUCUCCUUUCCCGCGGAGGAGAAUGAGAGCGAGCUGGUACCCGGGGUGUGGGAAAAGGAUUUCCUGCCUGACUCAGAUGGGACCACCGCGGAGUUGGUGAUCCGCUGUGUGAUACCAUCCCUCUACCUAAUCAUCAUCUCGGUGGGCUUGCUGGGCAACAUCAUGCUGGUGAAGAUAUUCCUCACCAACAGCGCCAUGCGGAGUGUCCCCAACAUCUUCAUCUCUAACCUGGCAGCUGGGGACCUGCUGCUGCUGCUGACCUGCGUUCCAGUGGACGCCUCCCGUUACUUCUUUGAUGAAUGGGUGUUCGGCAAACUGGGCUGCAAACUCAUUCCGGCCAUCCAGCUCACCUCGGUGGGGGUUUCCGUGUUCACUCUCACUGCCCUCAGCGCUGACAGGUACAGAGCGAUCGUGAACCCCAUGGACAUGCAGACCUCUGGAGUGGUACUUUGGACCAGUUUGAAGGCAGUGGGCAUCUGGAUGGUCUCUGUGCUGUUGGCCGUCCCUGAGGCUGUGUUUUCGGAAGUAGCACGCAUUGGUAGCUUGGAUAACAGCAGUUUCACAGCAUGCAUACCCUACCCACAAACAGAUGAGUUACAUCCAAAGAUUCAUUCAGUGCUCAUUUUUCUUGUCUAUUUCCUCAUACCCCUUGUUAUCAUAAGCAUUUAUUAUUAUCAUAUUGCAAAGACUUUAAUUAAAAGUGCACACAAUCUUCCUGGAGAGUACAAUGAACAUACUAAAAAGCAGAUGGAGACACGGAAACGCCUGGCUAAGAUUGUUCUGGUCUUCGUGGGCUGCUUUGUCUUCUGCUGGUUUCCCAACCACGUCCUCUACUUGUAUAGGUCUUUCAACUACAAGGAGAUAGAUCCUUCUCUCGGGCACAUGAUCGUCACCUUAGUGGCCCGGGUUCUUAGUUUCAGCAAUUCCUGUGUCAAUCCCUUUGCUCUUUACCUGCUCAGCGAAAGCUUUAGGAAGCACUUCAACAGCCAGCUCUGUUGUGGGCAGAAGUCCUAUCCUGAGAGGUCCACCAGCUACCUCCUCAGCUCUUCAGCAGUAAGAAUGACUUCUUUGAAAAGCAACACAAAGAAUGUGGUGACCAAUUCUGUCUUGCUCAAUGGACAUAACACAAAGCAAGAAAUAGCACUGUGAAAGGAGACUAUCUAAUUCACUCUUGGAAAAUACCAUUUUCAAAGUUUUUCCAUUAUUAUUGAGCAAAGCAGAACUAAAUAAUGUCCACAUUUAUACUGCUCCCUAGCUAAUUCAUCAGGAGAGCUCAUGAUUGACCCAAGCGCAAAGCAAAUACUUUUGUCUGAAUAGAAAGAAUUUUACAUUACAGCAUACACGUCUAUACUGCACACAUAUAACUCAUAUAUAUCUCCUGCUAAGAUUGGUUUACAAAUUCCCUUGAGAUUUAAGGUGUUUCAACAAGCAAAUGUGGCAUAUUUACUUUAAAUUCAUUUUAUCUUAAAUCAUAGAGAACAUUUCCAUAAUGACUCUGUAAUUUAAUGAGAGGUAAUAAUUAAACUCCCAUUAUUUGAAAUAUAAAUUACAUCAUUCUUCUGAGAAAAUUUUAUCCAUAAUUAGAAUAUAUGUAUAUAUAGUAACAUAUACAUAUAUCUUAAUUUGAAAAAAAAAUUUCAAAGUGGAACUUAAUAAUUGUUCAUCAAUAUUUAUUGUUCUUUCUAUAAUUAUAAUUUAUAGAAAGGUUUGUAAGUUCUAGAUAUUGUAUUGGAAAGUAUGAUGGCAUUUUAUUAUGAAUUAUAAAUUGAUAUAUGAGUGUGAGUCACCUUGUAUGUGUAAAACAAAUACAAUAUGCUCCAAAUUUCAAUACUGUUACUUAUAUGUUUGCAUGACAAUUUUUGUGAAGCCUGAAAUUGGUUACAAAAUGACUGGUUCUGCACAGAUAAUAAGAUGUGUAUUAUUCUGAUGAGCAUUAGUGCUUGUAUCUGCCAACUUACAAGUGUAUGGGAUCUCAGGCAUUUUUUUUUCUCUGCAUGAUGUCACAGUUUUCUCCAAAUAAACACCUUUCCAUUUGUAAGCAAAACAUAA